Messenger RNA from Venustampulla echinocandica, 585 nucleotides. RefSeq lists its product as uncharacterized. Gene Ontology annotation, cellular component: nucleus; U1 snRNP. The record is from RefSeq and is a predicted model, not a curated record. Bases 1 to 585 code for a protein of 194 amino acids. The transcript is spliced from 5 exons. Gene Ontology annotation, molecular function: pre-mRNA 5'-splice site binding; zinc ion binding. Gene Ontology annotation, biological process: mRNA 5'-splice site recognition; mRNA splicing, via spliceosome; spliceosomal snRNP assembly. NCBI's taxonomy places the organism in Eukaryota, Fungi, Ascomycota, Leotiomycetes, Helotiales, Pleuroascaceae.
AUGCCAAAAUUCUUCUGUGACUACUGCGAUGUAUAUCUCACGCACGAUUCGAUGAGCGUCCGCAAAGCGCAUAAUAGUGGACGGAAUCACUUGCGAAAUGUGGUGGACUACUACCAACAAAUUGGCCAUGAAAAGGCACAAUCAGUAAUCGACUCCAUUACCUCCUCCUAUGCCGCCGAAGGCCAAUCCUCGUCGAAUCCCAUGCUCGGACAAAACCCAGGCGUCCAUCCACCACCACCCUUUCCCUUCCCAGGCGGCGUCCCCCCACCACCUUUUGGAAUGCCCAUGCCACCGGGUGGUCUUCCACAAGGCAUGAUCCCCCCACCAGGUGGUCGCGGAAUGCCUCCUAUGCCCCCCUUCCCAGGCCAACCGGGCGCGCCUCCUCUUCCCCUCCCAGGCAUGCCUUUCCCUCCGCCGGGCGGCCUACCACCCAAUUUCCAGUUCCCUCCGCUGCCGGGUGGGUUCCAGCCGCCUCCAGGAUUCCCUCCUCUGCCGGGAGCCCCACCGGGAGCAUCUCCAGCGCCGCGGUUUGAUAGUCCCGGGCAGGGGCAAGGGCAGCACGGUGGCGGUGGGGAGAGGCGAUGA